AUGGGCGUCUACGUGUGUGCUGAGAUGAAUGGGAGAGGAAGAACAGCGGCCGUCAGCACAAUCGCAUCGUAUGCUGAUAUCGGUACAGAUUCUCCAGAUGAGAAACCGUUAUUACCCAUGGAGGCCGUUUUCCUGGCUAUUCUACUGAUCAUUUUUUAUUACAAGCUUUUUAUUGCGAUUGGCUGCUCAAUAUUUGAUUGGAUUUACUCAUCGGAGCUACAAAAUCAGUUCUCAAAAACAUUGGGUCCGGAUGAUGACGAGUAUCAACAAGAGUUCGUGCGACAUGUAAAAAAAUCGAAUUGCUUUCGAAAAUACACAUAA
This is a messenger RNA of Caenorhabditis briggsae, 321 nucleotides long. The record is from RefSeq and is a predicted model, not a curated record. Lineage: Eukaryota; Metazoa; Nematoda; Chromadorea; Rhabditida; Rhabditidae. Bases 1 to 321 code for a protein of 106 amino acids. The transcript is spliced from 3 exons.